This is a messenger RNA of Closterium sp. NIES-65, 1188 nucleotides long. NCBI's taxonomy places the organism in Eukaryota, Viridiplantae, Streptophyta, Zygnematophyceae, Desmidiales, Closteriaceae. The record is from the annotation of a GenBank genome assembly.
AUGCUUGGAUCUGAGCAAGUAAUCACAACAGCGUAUACUGUGCCGCGAUCGGCCAGCGAGGAUCAGAUCAAGCGCGCGUACCGCAAGCUAGCGCUCAAGUUCCACCCGGACAAGAACCCCGGAGAUGAGGAAGCAAAGAAGCGGUUCCAGGAGAUUGGCAACGCAUAUGAGGUUCUCUCAGACGGUGAGAAGCGGCGGAUCUACGACCAGCACGGCGAGGAGGGCGUGAAGCAGCACAGCGCUCAGCAAGCAGCUGGGGGUGGCCAGGACAUCUUCUCACAAUUCUUUGGCGGGUUUGGAGGGUUCGGGCAGCAGCAGGAGGAGGAAGAGCAGGCCCCAAAGGGCGACACAGUCACAGUGGACCUCGAGGCGUCGCUAGAGGACCUGUACAACGGCAGGUCGUUUCAGGUGUGGCGAGACAAGAACGUGGUGCGAUCGGCGCCCGGCAAGCGCAAGUGCAACUGCAAGGCGCGCAUGGUGACGAGGCAGAUCGCCCCGGGCAUGUUCCAGCAGUUCACCCAGCAGGAAUGUCAGGAGUGCCCGAACGUGAAGUACGAGCGCGAGGGCAUGCCCAUCGACGUGGACAUUGAGAAGGGCAUGAAGGACGGGCAGGAAGUCACCUUCUAUGAGGAGGGAGAGCCCGUCAUGGAUGGCGACCCGCCCACCCAUCACUCUCCCAUGUAUCCCUCCCCUCCCCCCAUGUAUGUGUGCUGCGAUAACACCUGUCUGUCUGUGUGCGUGCAGGAGAUCACCUUCUACGAGGAGGGAGAGCCCGUCAUGGAUGGCGAUCCUGGUGACCUCAAGUUGGUGAUCAAGACGCGGCCGCACAAGCAGUUUGAACGGAGAGGGGACGACCUCCACAUGAACCUCACCAUCUCCCUCGUACGUUGCUACCUGAACCUCACUGUCUCGCUCGUGGAUGCUCUCGUGGGCUUUAAGCACUCCAUCACUCACCUCGACAAUCACCUCGUGGAAAUCGGCACCUCUGGUGUCACGCGGCCAGGGGAGGUGCGGAAAAUAAAGGGCGAGGGCAUGCCGAUUUACGACACCACCAAAAAGGGAGACUUAUACGUGCAGUUCACUGUAGACUUCCCUAAGUCGCUUACAGAGGACCAGAAGGAAGUGGUUCGGAAGACUUUCGGGGCGUCGGGCAGCACGGGCAGCGGCAAACUACAUGAGGAAUUGUGA